AUGCUGCGGGUGCUCCUCCUGUGUACUAUAUUCUCUGGAUCAAACCCAUAUCUGAUCCCUGGGGCCUCCUCCUCAACUGAGGCCUCAUCCAUUGAGACUUACUUCAUUGUAGCCUCCUCCACAGAGACCUACUCCACUGUGACCUCCUCCUCUCCUGUAGCCUUCUCCUCUGUAGCCACCUCCACUGACACCGCCUCCUCUGUAGCCUCCUCCUCCCCUGCGGUCUCAUCCACUAACACCUUCUCCACUGCGGUCUCAUCCACUGAGACCUCCCCAGUGGCCUCCUUUGCUGUGGCCUCCUCCCAAGUGGCUUCCUUGGCUAUGCCCCCUUGCUACAUCUACAAAUCGCGCCGCAACGCAAACUGCAUGGGGAGACAUCUGGCCUCUGUUCCCCAGAACCUUCCACCCACUCUGGAACUCAUCGACCUUUCAUACAACAGUCUCAGUUCUCUACACUCCAAAGACUUUUCUCGUUUCCCCAAACUCCGAGAUCUUCUUUUAUCCUUCAAUAACAUCUCUUUCAUUGGUGAAAAUGCCUUCCAGCACAACAGCCUACUUGAGACCCUGGACAUUUCUGACAACUCCCUUCGACAAAUCCCAGACAAAGCACUGCGUCAUCUCUCAAACCUUCAAUCUCUGGUGAUGAAUAACAAUUUGUUUGAACAAGCGACACUACCAGAAAGCUAUGCUAACUUCCCCAAGCUCCAAGUGCUAGCGAUAGACAUUCUCAGUGAUCUGGCGAACAGGACUUUUACCGAACUACAGUUCUACAAACUGUUUGACCAGACCUACUACACAGGGACAAUGGAUAUUUUCAGGGGCUUGGAGAACAUCUCAGCGUACAGACUGAACCUUUUCAGAGGGAUAUAUAACCAAAACCUUCUAACGAUGCUGCUGCAGAACCUACAGAAAACUCAGAACAUAAAAGGACUGAGGCUGCGGUACAUAGACUAUGCCCAAUCACAUUCAGUUGUGACCAGGGCAGCAGUGUCCAGUAUCACAAACCUCAAACUGGAUCACCUGGAUAUCUGGUAA
Molecule: messenger RNA, 1035 nt
Organism: Knipowitschia caucasica
Lineage: Eukaryota; Metazoa; Chordata; Actinopteri; Gobiiformes; Gobiidae
Source: the annotation of a GenBank genome assembly